CUCCUAUUACAAGUCCUCGCGAAGCUCCAAAAGAGAUCUGUAAACGCGAAGCAACAGAAAAAUAAGGAAGCAUUCGAGCGACAAACAACGGUCGCUCCCCAUCAUCUGCAAUCAUUAUACUGUUCGUGUUGGACCCUCUCCUUCAUCUUCUCCAUCUCUUAAUUUCUGGGUUGAUUUUGAAAUUCUUUUUUUGGGUUCAAUUGGUUUGGAGAGAUACAAUAAAAGCUUCUGUAUUUGAUUGAAAAUCAUAUAUAUAUAUAUAUAUAUAUAUAUAUAUAUAUAACAAACGGGGAACAAUCUUACUCUUUGAUGUGGCCAAUGCCUUUGGAUUCUCCUCCUUUCUGAGGUUCUUACACCAUGGCUGAUGAUCCCGGGUUCUUCAGUAAGGAUUCUUUCCUCCUAAAGUCUCCAAAGAGAUCUCCUUUGGUGCUGAGGAUGGUUGUGUUGGUGUUUGUAAUGGUCUGCGGCGUUUAUAUAUUCACAAUUUGUCUAAAGCAAAUAAGCAGUGGCACUAAGGAUGGACUUUUGAAAGUUGAAGUAAUUGAAAGGGCUUGCCCUGAACCCAAUAUUGAGCCAUGGGAAAUUCCUUAUGUGCACUACCCAAAACCCAAAACAUUUAGCCGGGCUGAAUGUGCUUGCAAUCCAGUGCGGUAUUUUGCCAUUCUAUCAAUGCAGAGAUCUGGGAGUGGAUGGUUUGAGACAUUAUUGAACAGCCAUACUAACAUUAGCUCAAAUGGGGAGAUAUUCUCUGUUAAAGUCAGGAGGAGUAAUGUCUCUACAAUUUUGGAGACUUUGGAUAAGGUCUAUAAUUUAGAUUGGUUGACUAGUGCCUCCAAAAAUGAGUGCACAGCUGCUGUUGGCUUAAAGUGGAUGCUUAAUCAGGGGUUGAUGCAGCAUCAUGAAGAAAUUGUAGAAUACUUCAAAACGCGGGGUGUUUCAACUAUUUUUCUUUUUAGGAGGAAUCUCUUGCGCAGGAUGAUCUCAGUACUAGCAAACUCUUAUGAUUCUCAUGCUAAGCUACUUAAUGGAACCCACAAGUCUCAUGUUCAUUCAACUAAAGAGGCAGAGAUACUGGCAAGCUAUAAGCCUUUUAUCAAUGCAACAACAUUGAUACCAAAUCUAAGGCAGGCGGAAGACACAACUACAAAAGCGUUGGAAUACUUCAAGAGCACAAGGCACAUCAUCCUUUACUAUGAGGAUGUACUAAAAAACCAUACUAAACUAGUUGAGGUUCAAGAAUUUCUGAAGGUUCCAAGGAAGGAAUUAAAAAGUCGUCAGGUGAAGAUACACAAAGGAUCUUUAUCCAGUCAUGUUGAGAACUGGGGUCAGGUCCAAAAUGCACUUAAAGGAACACAAUAUGAAAGGUUUCUAUACAAUGAUUACCGGUAGUAGAGUAAGGGGAUCAUGUACAUAGAAGAUAACGUUAUGGAGCCCCUUUUUAUUUCUCCAUUAUAUUUUUCUAUUCCAUCCUGUUGGAAAUUUUGGCUGUAGCGACGAGUCCAUAUUGCUUUCACUUCUUUCACACGCAAUUUUUUAACUCUUAAUUCUUUUUAAUUCAUUUAUUUUUUCCUUUUUUGUUUUGGACGGGGAAACUCUGAUGUAUUUAAGCUAAUCAAGGAGGAAGGUUGAC
Molecule: messenger RNA, 1630 nt
Organism: Rubroshorea leprosula
Lineage: Eukaryota; Viridiplantae; Streptophyta; Magnoliopsida; Malvales; Dipterocarpaceae
Source: the annotation of a GenBank genome assembly